Anastrepha obliqua is the source of this 3373-nucleotide messenger RNA. RefSeq names its product protein arginine N-methyltransferase 5 (gene csul). The transcript has 6 exons. Gene Ontology annotation, biological process: regulation of DNA-templated transcription; peptidyl-arginine N-methylation. Lineage: Eukaryota; Metazoa; Arthropoda; Insecta; Diptera; Tephritidae. The coding region runs from base 164 to 2038 and encodes 624 amino acids. The record is from RefSeq and is a predicted model, not a curated record. Gene Ontology annotation, cellular component: cytosol; nucleus.
GUUGUUAUUUCUCGCAAAUUUUCUUGAAUGGAUUGGCGUCUAGCCGGCACAACGUGGGCAAAUAAUAAAAUAAUUCGUUGGUGCGUGCAUGAAAAAAUCGGUCAGCAGACAGUCCAUAAAAUACAUAAUUCUAUUACUGAAGAAGUGUGUAAUUUGAAAAAAGAUGCCUUACAUUUGUUUGCUACAGGAAGGCAAUGAGAGCCUGUCGCGUCUCAUGAACAGCGCUCAGCAAAACGGCUACGCGGUCAUAGCUGCACCCAUAAAUGCAACUGAAAUACCAUUGGAGUAUCAGGAACCACCAAUGUGUGAUCGGCAAACGGAGUUCACGUACUCAGACUUGAUCUUCCCAUCAGAUCAAUGGAAUGGAAAAGUGAUAAGUAUUCUGUCGGACACCAUCGACUGUGAUGCCGAGGAUCCAGUAGUGCGUCGCAAUGCAGAGGAAACACUGAAGCGUGAUAUAUCGUGGGGAGAACAUUUGCAAUAUGGUGGUUAUACGAUGAUACAACUAAAGUCUGACCGUAAUCUUAAUAUGGCACGCAUUGCUUCAAGUAAUGUGAAGGGGUUACUGCUCGUGCAAGUACCGUUAUAUAAUUCAAAGAUUGCACAGUCUACCUGGCGUCGUGACAUUGACAAUGGACAGUUGGAGCGUCUCGAACAGCAGGACACUUGGCAUUGGUGGAACAGCUUUCGAUGGGCGGCCGAUUUUAAUCCAAAAAUUAAAGUGGUACUCGAGUUAAAUGAAAGUGAUCGUCCAUCAUUGGAAGUUGUGCGUCGUUGGAUGGGUGAGCCGGUCGAAGCAAUCAUUGUGCCCUCUACAAUGUUCAUUUGCAAUCGCCAAGAUUACCCAGUGCUACCAAAAGCUUGGCAGGAGAUUUUAUCUUAUUUUAUGCGUGCACGCAUAAAUAUAAUUAUCUCUUCGGAUGUGCAUGACGGCAGCCUGAAACUCUAUGCCGAUUAUAUGAUCCGUUUCCAGGAUAUUAACAGUGACAUGCACGAACUGUUGGCUUUCGAAGAUGUGUUGGAGGAGCCGCUGCAACCAUUAUACGAUAACUUAGAUUGUUAUACUUAUGAGGUCUUCGAAAAGGAUCCUGCCAAAUAUAAGCUUUAUCAAGAGGCCAUUGAACAAGCACUUUUGGACCGUGUUGCUGAAAAAGACAAGGAAAAGAAAUUGACCGUUAUAAUGGUGCUAGGGGCAGGUCGAGGUCCACUUGUACGUUCAGCGUUAAAUGCCGCAGAAAACACCGGGCGUAAAGUGCGCGUCUACAUUAUCGAGAAAAAUCCCAACGCUAUACGCACACUGAAUGCUAUUGCUAAAAAAUUGUGGUACAAGAAAGAUGUGCAUAUAUUCUCUAAGGAUAUGCGCGAAUUCUCACCACCUGAACCAGCCGAUAUUCUAGUCUCUGAGCUAUUGGGCUCAUUUGGUGAUAAUGAACUUUCACCAGAAUGCUUGGAUUGUGCACAAAAACUACUAAAAUCCGAUGGCAUAAGCAUUCCCUGCAAGUCUACCUCCUAUAUCAAUCCAAUAAUGUCUUCCAAGCUGCUUAAUGGUGUGCGUCAAGUGAUGCGUCAUGAGACAUUUGGUCGGCAAAAGCAGGCCACUUAUCAUACACAUGCAGAGAGUACCUUUGUUGUGCUACUCAAAAAUAUAUACAAUAUUGGCUUGCCACAAUCUUUGUUCGAAUUUGUACAUCCUAACCCUCAAAGUCCAAUUGAUAAUAGUCGCUAUAAAACAUUGCGCUUCGAUGUGGAAUUGGAUUGUGUGCUUACGGGUGUAGCGGGCUACUUUGAUACGGUGCUUUAUAAGGAUAUUAAGCUGAGUAUUAACCCACAAACGCACACGCCAGGCAUGUUCUCUUGGUUUCCGAUGUACUUUCCGUUCACGGAACCAAUAGACGUAAAAAAAGGGCAAACUAUUGAAAUUCACUUUUGGCGUUGCGUUACAAAACAAAAAAUUUGGUAUGAAUGGUGUUUGGCUUCGCCACUCCGCACGCAUAUACACAAUCAUGGUGGACGGUCAUGUCCCAUCUACAGUACAUAAGCAUAAAGGCGUACGUUGCAAACGCUUAUAAAUAUUCUAUGCAAAAAUUAGAAAUAUAAAAUUCGUUCACCGAAAAACUUGACAAAUUUAAAAUUAUUAAUAAUUUGCUAAAUUCUGUUAAGGGAUUAAUAAAUAAGUGACUAUUAUCUCGCUAUGACUUUAAUAAUUGAAUCAGAAACACUUUGUAACCGAUUUCUUUAAGGAUCCGAAAUGUAUGUAUGUUGUAUUAUAAAACCAAAUAUUUUUAUAUGAUAUUAAAAACUUUGAAUAGGAAAUGGCUAAUUUUUUCUUAAUAGCAUAAUAGAUACUCUACAAAUUUGGCUGUUUAUAGUGCAAAAAUAAGAUUUUAUUUACAGAUAUUUAUAUAUAUUUUCGUUUUUGAAUUAUUUUAUGUACUUUAUUUUUUGCAUUGUUUUGACUAUAACUUUUUUUAGAAAGCACAAACUUUAGUUCAUGCAGCAUAUUUUAUUAAACAUUUUUACACCGUUUUUCUAUUGCAUUAUGAAUAAAGCCAAGAUUUUUUCAGAGCUAUUAAUGGAAUAAUAAGUUAAAAACAUGCCAUUCGACAAUAUCAUAUCGCACCCUAAAUACAAAAGGGUCACAACUCAAAAUACUAAGAUUUUCAAUAGAGACGAAAAACGUUUUAUGUAAAAAUUAUUGUAAUAUUUAAAGAAAAUAUUGUUCCACCAUGAAAAUAUACAACAUUGAAGAAGGUUCUACUACUUUUUUUUUCAAUUUUAUAUUACAAUAUAUUUGCGAAAAUAAAACAAAAUUUUGAUUUAUGACUCUUUAACUGAAAUUUUUUCGAUUAGCUAGUGAUAUUAUCUUAAGUUGUGCCUUUUUAACUGAUAAAAUGUUUUAAUUUUAUAAGUUUCCUAACCUAAUUGAACUCACUUUUCACAACUAAAGAGGCACAAUGCAAAAUAAUAUACCACGAAAUUUAUCACUUUUACAGUUAUAAAGGCAGAACUCAAAAUAAAACUCUUUGUGUGUAAUAAAAGUAAUCAGCUGUUCUUGAGCCCAUUAACGCAACUAAAAUAAUUCUCUUUAGUUGAUCGUGCAAAAGCAACACACUUGACAUAAAAAUAGACAUAACUGUAUUUUUCCAGUUAAAGAGAUAGUUAUGUGAACGAAAUAUUUGCAGCAGUUAGAAAUGUGUACUCUGAAUUAAUUUAUGCAAAAAACUCAGUUUUGCAAAAUUUUGAGUUGUGACCCUUUUGUAUUUAGGGUGCGAUAUGCUAGAAAUGUGAAGUAAGACACAAAAUUUGUAAAACAAAUGCUUAAUUUCCCCAUUUAAAUUUAAUAAAAAUAAAAUCACACUUAAUGCAAAAAUAA